ACUCCCGCGCACCAGUGAUUCACAAUUAUUCGAGACAAAAUGAUCGCCUUGCUACUGUGCGCUCUCGUCGCCGGGGCGGCCGCGGCCCCGCAGUUUGACUUCGACGACAUGUUCGAACAAAGACCCUUCUCCAACUACCACUUGAGAACACACCCCUACGUAGACGAAAAUGUUUUCGACACCACCAGGUUCUGGUCGGAUCUCUCCAAGGAACUACGGGAGCUGGAUACCAUGCUGGCUGACUUCUCCCGCCGUUUCCCCAGCUCUGUAACCACUUCCCAAGGAGGUAUCGUGGGCAACGAGUACAAAAUCACCAUCAACCUUUCUGGAUUCGAAGAGAAAGACAUUGUUGUGAAGGCACGAGAUGGUUUGGUGAUGAUUCAGGCUAACCACAAAUACGCUGAAGGAAGCGAGAGGAACUACUUGGACGUGAGGACCCUGCCUGACUGUGUGAACGUUACUGGCAACUGGGUGUUCGAGAGGGAAACCUUGAAGAUCACUUUCCCAUUGAAAGAAGGAAGCAUUGUGCCGACUGAGGCGACCACAACGGAACAAAGAGGAUUCGAAACGACUGUGGGACCACGCUUCGCUGGCAGCCGGGAGGAGAUCGAAACCAACGUGAAUGAAGGAGUGCAGGACGUUGAUGUUGGACUAGGAAGAGGAGACCAGGACAAGGAAAUCGACCUGAGAACCAACGAAGUUCCGGAUACUAAUGCCGUAGAAGCCACUACUUACGCCGUUGAUCUUAAAGACGAGGUGGAAUUUGUUCCAGUUAGGUACUAGAGUAUUUUUUUAAUAAAAGUUUUUUUAUACUA
Messenger RNA from Helicoverpa zea (corn earworm), 815 nucleotides. RefSeq lists its product as uncharacterized. NCBI's taxonomy places the organism in Eukaryota, Metazoa, Arthropoda, Insecta, Lepidoptera, Noctuidae. The transcript has a single exon. The coding region runs from base 40 to 783 and encodes 247 amino acids. The record is from RefSeq and is a predicted model, not a curated record.